Molecule: messenger RNA, 1877 nt
Organism: Rattus rattus (black rat)
Lineage: Eukaryota; Metazoa; Chordata; Mammalia; Rodentia; Muridae
Gene: Slc25a44
Product: solute carrier family 25 member 44
Exons: 4
Coding region: 459-1472 (337 amino acids)
Biological process (GO): branched-chain amino acid catabolic process; transmembrane transport
Cellular component (GO): mitochondrion
Molecular function (GO): branched-chain amino acid transmembrane transporter activity
Source: RefSeq, a predicted model, not a curated record
ACCAAAUCCAAGAUGGCGGAAGAGGCGCUUCUAGAGGGAGGUGCAAAGGCUAAUAAUGUCAUUGGUGGAAUUACGGCUGCUUCACAGUGGGAGGAAUGACAGCAUCCCAGUUUCCGGUUCCGGCAGUACCGGGGUCCCAGCCGAGAUGAAGGAAGAUGCGAACUGGGUUUGGCUGUCGCUGGGACUGGUUGGUAGUGCGGGUGCUGCAGUCUAGGAGUCCCAGUCUCAGACGCGGCUAAACUGCUGGAGUCUGAGAAGGUAAGCGACCACGGUGCUUGAAGGAUCAGAGUUGCCUAAGGAUCGACUUGUCGAGGAGGCAGCGAGGCAGCGGUUGUCUGUUUGCUCUGCGGGGCUGCAUCGCCAUGGGAAGCCGCUCUGCAGUUUGGGCAACGAAAGGCAAGUCCCUCGAGGCAUCUCGUCCUGGCAGAGGAGCAUGAGAGACUGACAGCUAGAGAAGCAUGGCGAGGGGCAUGCCCGAGGACCCUGAAUUGGCAGUGCAAGAGCCAGACAGAAGGUCUCCGGGCACCAUGGAGGGCAAGCGGAACAUCCAGAUCAUCGAGUGGGAGCACCUAGACAAGAAGAAGUUCUACGUGUUCGGUGUGGCUAUGACAAUGAUGAUCAGGGUCAGCGUGUACCCGUUCACCCUCAUCCGCACCCGCCUGCAGGUCCAGAAGGGCAAGAGCCUCUACCAUGGGACCUUUGAUGCCUUUGUCAAGAUCCUUCGAGCAGAUGGAGUGACUGGCCUCUACCGGGGAUUCCUGGUGAACACCUUCACACUCAUCUCUGGCCAGUGCUAUGUUACCACUUACGAGCUUACCCGGAAAUUUGUAGCUGACUACAGCCAGAGUAACACAGUCAAAUCACUGGUAGCCGGUGGCUCGGCCUCCCUCGUGGCCCAGAGCAUCACGGUGCCCAUUGAUGUUGUCUCCCAGCAUCUGAUGAUGCAGCGCAAGGGUGAGAAAAUGGGUCGCUUCCAAGUGCGUGGGAACCUAGAGGGACAAGGGCUGAUUGCCUUUGGCCAAACUAAGGACAUCAUCAGGCAGAUCCUGCGGGCUGAUGGGCUUCGAGGCUUCUACCGGGGCUAUGUGGCCUCACUGCUAACGUAUAUCCCAAACAGCGCGGUUUGGUGGCCCUUUUACCACUUCUAUGCAGAGCAGCUGUCGCGCCUGUGCCCUCAGGAGUGCCCUCACAUUGUCUUUCAAGCCAUCUCUGGGCCCCUGGCUGCAGCCACUGCCUCCGUCCUCACCAAUCCCAUGGAUGUCAUCAGAACCCGUGUGCAGGUUGAAGGCAAGAGCUCCAUCAUCCUGACCUUCAGACAGCUGAUGGCGGAAGAGGGGCCUUGGGGCCUCAUGAAGGGCCUCUCAGCCCGAAUCAUCUCGGCUACACCCUCCACCAUCGUCAUCGUGGUGGGCUACGAGAGCCUCAAGAAACUCAGCCUGCGACCCGAGCUGGUGGACUCAAGACACUGGUAGCAAGCGGUGGAUGGAGAGGCUAUGGUUUCACACAUUACUCUGGGCCAGGACAGAGCAGGGAAGAUAACUACCCCUGUAAAUGCCACCACCACUCACCCAUCCUGCUCCAAGCCAGGUGGCCUAUCAGGGACAAAAGAAGAGACUUUGGACUGCCCUUGCUGCAGAGGUUCUGUGCCUGGCUUCCCUGAUCCUCAUAAUUUUAUUUCUCCUGCAUAUCUGGGCCCCUCUCUUGGUCCUUGUACUCAGUCAUGGCCUGAAGAUCAACCGCCACAGGACCCUGUUAGCCCCACUCUCUGUCCUCCCCUCAGGCCUGGAGAAGAGCUGCUCAUAGUUUGCUUGUCCCCUGCUUCUUCCUCUUGAGUCUUUAGGCCAAGGCUCUACGUAGCUGCCCAUGAUUUUUUUUUU